This is a messenger RNA of Fulmarus glacialis (Northern fulmar), 2883 nucleotides long. RefSeq names its product Hermansky-Pudlak syndrome 3 (gene HPS3). Gene Ontology annotation, biological process: organelle organization. The transcript has 16 exons. Gene Ontology annotation, cellular component: cytoplasm. The record is from RefSeq and is a predicted model, not a curated record. The coding region runs from base 49 to 2799 and encodes 916 amino acids. NCBI's taxonomy places the organism in Eukaryota, Metazoa, Chordata, Aves, Procellariiformes, Procellariidae.
CUGGUGACAAUUGAAGAAAAAAGCAAAGCAACUUUCCUUAGAGCGUAUAUGAACUGGAGAUGCAUGUCUGCAGGGAGUUCUCGUGUUUGUGUUCGGAUGGUUGGUCACAAGGUGGAAGAGUCAUACAGUGAAACCUUAAAAGAACAGAUGUCAAUUGUGGAAAUGCCACUUUCAGAUCCUCCGCUGUGCAUUUCAUGUUGUCCUGUAAAUGGAGAUCUUCUUGUGGGCUGCAAAAAUAAACUGGUCAUGUUCUGUUUGAAAUAUCUGGUCAUAAAGCAGAAUUUGACUGUGUUAGACUUUGAACGCUCCUUAAUUUUACACAUUGAUAACUUCAUUCAUGCUGAAGUUGCGUUUUGUGCCAGACAUAUAGCCAUAACAACAGAGCUGGAUGUUCUGAUCCUAAAACUGGAACUGGUCCAGCAAAGUGCAGACAGGACAGAGCAACGUGCACAUACAGUUAGUACACUAGAAAAGCCUGCAGAUGGAGGUGUAAAAGAUGAAGGCCCUUCAACACAUACUUUGCAGCUUGAAUUAGAUGAGUUCAUCAUAUGUCAGAAGCCAGUGGAACUGCUUGGGGAAGAAAGUAAGCUAUGUGAGAUACCGAUCACACUGGAAUCCACAGAGUUACCUACAGAAGACACAAAACGCUUCCAAGUGCAGUAUCUGCUUUUUAGACGUUUUACACCCGACCAGUCGCCUUUUGGGUUUUGUGAAGAGACAAAGUUGCACUCUGUUCAACUGCUUCCUGUGUACCAGACAGGAAGUUCUGUGGCAGCCCAUGAGGAAACUGAGAACAAGAGAGAACUACUGAAUCUCUUUUGCUUUUUCUCUUUACCUCACGUUGGAUAUCUCUACUCUGUUGGGAAGUUAGUAGAACUGAUUUCUACUUACCAAUAUUCAGAGAAGUCAGAGCAGGCAGUUCUCACUCCACAGUUCCUGCACGUCAUUACAAGUGGGAACCUGCAGUGUUUCACAGUGCGGUGCAGUGCAGCAGCAGCUCGUGAUGAGGAUCCAUAUAUUGAUACGACCGUGAAGGCUUGUCCACCUGUUGCACUGGAUGUCUGCACAUUAAGAAUGCAGCUUUUUAUAGGACCAAGAGCUAUCUGUCAUUUCAAAAACCAUAUAAUUCUUUUGACUAAGGCGGACACGGAAGAUAUUACUGAAAGAAGAAAGCCUACAAGAAGGUUGCUUUCCAGAAAGGCUGACAGCAUCAAAUCCAGAACAAAUUCUGAGUCAGAGCCUGGUUGGAAUUUAUAUAUUAUAAACACUGUUUCAACCAUUCAGCUUUACAGAGAAAUGGUAGAUUAUAGUAGAACUUACGAAAAUGUAAAAACUGAGAGCUGCAUCCAUCUUCUAAGUGAGGCUCACUUACUGGUCAGGGCAGCUAUAAUGGACCCUAGUUUCCUUAAAUCAGAUGAGAAAGAAGAACUUCUAAGAGCAUUCAGAGAAAGUUGUGCUGCCUUAGGAGACUGCUACAGCAGGUUUGACACAAAGGAUUACCACCUUGCUUUGCCAUACUACAGAAUGUCAGGUUUAUCCAUGACUGAAGUUUUAAAGAGACUAGUUUCAGAAGGUGAUGAAAUACAGACAUAUGAGAGAGGAUUUAUAUUUUACUUAACUCACUCUCUUAAUGAAGACUUAAAUGAAGAAUUAAGUAAGGAAUCAGCAAAUAAAGUUCUCCAAAUAUUCUAUCUUGCUGACCCUGCGCAGCUGCCUCAUAUCCUCUGCAGCCCCUGCAUGAGAAACGUAUGUCCUUUGACAGCUGUGAAGUAUCUUCAGAAAGUAGAAAAGAUGAUGCCAUCAGUGCUCCUGACACUUACUAAGGCUUUCAUGGCUCUGAAAAUGGAAGACCUGAUGAUGUAUGAACAUGAGAUGGACUCCUAUAAGGAGACAAUACUGGCUUGUGGCUUCAUUGGGCAACCAAAACUGUUGAGACAGCGUAAGGAAGGAAUUGCUAUUCCAACUGAGUUUGCUGUUCACCUGAAGGAGAUGCAACCUGGUUUACUGGUGGCUGCCACUGUGGCUUUACAUGAGAACAGUAAAAUUGAACUGGAAGAAGCAGAUACCUUUUUCAAGAUGUUGUGUAGUGACAGUGAAAACACUAUUCCUCAGCUCUUGGUGGAUUUCUGGGAAGCUCUUCUUGUAGUGUGCUCUCAGGAAGAAAUAGUUCAGGAGCUUUUACUGAGGGUUACUUCUCAGUAUGUUUGGAGAAUAUCAAAGAAGCAAAUUCCUGAGACUAAGCCAUUGAAAACAACAGAGGAUCUGAUAAACUCCUGUAAUCAUUUUGGGUUGAUUUUCCCAUGGGUAACUUCCAUAAUGUCAGUGGGAUCUCCAUCUGAUAAAGAUUACUGUGAAGAUAUCUCAAAACUACAGUCUCUUUUAUGUAGUCAGUCAAUCAAUAUAGCUUCAGCUCUCCCUGUCUUGGAGCCUCUGACAGAGGCUGGCAAUGUCGGCCUCACCAUCCAUGUUCUCUGCAAUACCCGUCUAGGCAAGUAUGAGGAAGCCAUUGACCAGCUUCUCAAAAGGUGUCCUGAUGCAGCUGUAUUAUACGCUCAGCACGAGCUGAAAGAUGACAAUCGGGCUGUGUGGUGGAACAAGCUGCUUCCUGAACUUUGCAAGAGAACCAGACUCACUGGAAAUGAUUGCCCUGUUCUUAUUUCAUCACUGAAAGAAACUUUAUCAGUUGUUGCAAUGGAACUGGAACUAAAGGAUUUCCUCAGUCUUCUACCAGAGGAUGGAACUGCAGCAUUUUUCCUGCCACAUCUUCUUCACUGCAGCCAGAGGAAGCUGCUGAUCUAAAGCAAUGAAAGUCUACUAUGCACUCAAAUACAAAGAAUGUGCUGGAAUAAAAAAAGUAAAUGAAACAAACAUAGAACUACAUAU